Molecule: messenger RNA, 2115 nt
Organism: Scheffersomyces amazonensis
Lineage: Eukaryota; Fungi; Ascomycota; Pichiomycetes; Serinales; Debaryomycetaceae
Exons: 1
Coding region: 1-2115 (704 amino acids)
Source: RefSeq, a predicted model, not a curated record
AUGCAUCUUAAAGAUAUAAUUAACACAAACGAUGCUGUUGCAGCUUUGACAGGACUCGAAGAAUUCGAACCUAUCCAGAUUCACUUGAAUGGAAAGAACAAGUACGCUGAUCUAGUGGACAAGUUAGAAGAGUAUUUAAAGAAUCCAGACAUUGUCGAAAUGCACAUGUUCUUAAAAAAGUAUAAGUUUGAAAAGGAAUUUCUGAAGCCUGACUUCUUAAGAAUUGUCUUGAGGGCAAAUAACUUCCACUUGCUCACUAAGUUUCAAUUUGAGACAACAAAAGAUCUAAUUGAUGUAAUACUCAAAAUCGAGAAAACACUUCUCUUUCAAACAGAAAGUUUCAAAUUUUUCAAUGAUUAUUUCAAAUUUUCUAUACAGAUGAGUUUAAAGCAUCCAAUUAUAUCAAACUUACCCAAGGCAGAAGAAAAAGAAGAAGUUAAUGCUAGGGAUAAUGGUCCCGAUGAUGAUCCGGUUCUUAAAUUUGAUACAAAGUCUUCUGGGCAAUUUAGUUCUAGAACUCCUAUCAAAAGUCCUCUAGUUAGAAGUUUAUCCCAGCCUACAUCUGAAGAAUCCAGUGUAAAACGUACAAAAAGAACAUCAGGGUCACCUCUAAAGUCUGAACAUAGAGAUAAUGCAUUGAAAUCUUACAUUGGCUUGCUAUAUCCCGACUCAGAAGUAAUUGACUUUCCUGUAAAUGAGUUCAGUGAUCUUAAACUAAAGACAAUUCCUCUGGAGGGAAUAAGCAGGAGGUUACAAUUUGAAGUUCCAUCCACUUACAAUGAAAUGGAUGUACAAAUAGCUGCACAAAAAAAUAUCUUUGGUAUUCCAUCUAUUUAUAUUCUCAGUGAUACAUUGACUGGAGGGACUAGGUCUAUUACCAUAAAUGAGAAUAAAUUAGAAACACGGCCGGACUUGGAGAUUAAGUUAGAAAAGGGUCUCAUUCCAAUUGAGAUCAAAAAGGAUUCAAUCCAGAAGAAUUUAGAUUAUUUUUAUGGCAAAACUUCUAUCAGGAAAAGAAUUAAUUUUCUAGAGAUUUAUAGUCAGGGUGUCAGAGAGGCUCUCUGUUGUGGUAUAAACUGCUUUUUCCUAAGUGAUUAUACAACGACGUUAUUUGUCGAAUUCGAUACAGUAGGUGGAUUUCAAGAAAUUGAAGGCUGUACCAUAACCAGGCCCUUGGUUGGAAGGAUUAUACAUAUUGAAGAAACUAAAGAUUCUGAAUAUUCAGCUAAUUUUCAUCUAUUCCUUCUAUUGAAGAAACUUCAAAAUGAAUAUAUUCAAAGGAGUGAAAUUCUAGCAAACUUACAAAAUAAUGGCUUGUAUUUUACUACUAAUUCUCGAAACAUCAUCGUUAAACUUUUUAACACAACCAUUGAAAAAUACUAUAAUGUGUUGUUUAACCAAAAGAAAUCCCUUAGUAUUCCGAUUCCUAAACAGAAGGGUACUCUUCCCCGAAAUAUUCUUCCCCGAAAUAUUCUUCCCCGUAAUAUUCUUUCUUCUGCCAAUAUUCCUAUUGCUACUUCUCAUUAUGAUUCAGUUACUUCCAAUAAUUUAACUUCUGUAAAGAAUGAGCCUAUUAAUGUUGUUAACGACUCGAUUCCUUUUCAUGAUAGUUCAGCUACUUCCAAUGAUUUAACUUCUGCAAAUUAUGAGUCUACUAAUGUUGUUCCCGGCUCGACUUUGGCCAUGAAUUCAAAUUUUCCAUCAACAUUUAGUGCUGGCUCUCAUUACUCGUAUGGUCCAAUGAUUGAUGAAUUCGCAUUAAGUACUGAUCCAGAUAGAUUGUUUUCAGCAAACCCUUUUCUGAAAGUAUAUACAGAAGUUGCAGAAAGGUUAACAAAAGGUAAAAUUUGCCAACAUAUGAGUAUGAGAUCAAUUCAUUCUGAAUAUAAUAUUAUAUCAUUCAUAAACGGUACAGAAUUCAAUACAACGGUAAGUAUUGUGAUAGAAAUCCAACAUAUCCGGACUAAAGUAAGUUAUAUACUCAAGGUUAUAGAUCCGAUACGAUCACUGAUUUUCACCACCAAGCAAAGCAUACUUCGUGCUUCUUAUCAAAGAUGUUUAAAGCUUUUCUAUAAUGAAGUACAGGCACUCUUGAGGUUGAAGGAACAGGUAUAA